AGAUUCGGCUCUAUAAAAGGGAUCCGUAGAUCGUGAGAAGAUCUCACAGGCACGGGAUAUUCAAGCCAAGCACAGCAUGGAGUUUCUGCUACGAGGUACAAAUUCAGCAAGCGACAAGAAAUGUAUUCUCCUCAAUCUUUUCCUCUUCCUCUUUGCGAUUUGCUUCGAAAACAGCAUUCAGUUGACGUCGAACGAUUGUGGAUCAGAAUACAGACGGCCAGAAUACAUAGACAUAGCUGUAGAAUGUGGGACAGAAUACAUCGAUUUGGCCAUCAGAUUCUGCCCUGUCUUGUACAGCGGCUACAACGAAUCACAGCUCAUCAUUAAUGACAUCAUGAAUAACCCGGCCUGCCAGGGCACCCUCGAUGCCAGAGUCUCACCCCCUGUGGUUCGAUUCAGGUUCCCACUCAACUCGACCAAUUCCUGCGGGAGCAAAUUUCUUACUAUCAGAAGUGUAGGAACAGGCAUAUUCUCCGACUUCUCAAACAUCGAGACGGUCAACAUCAGCGGAGUUGUGCAAUCGAAUGACAUCACAACAGGCACGGUGACGUACAACGCUGAGCUGAAGUAUUACUACUCCUGUGCUUAUCCUCUUGAGUACCUUAUCAACAACACUCAGAUCGAUGUGUCGGGUUCCUCGAUUGCUGUGAAAGACAAUAAUGGUAGUUUCAUCAGCACUCUGAACCUCCGACUCUUCAGUGAUGAAAACUACACUCAACCUCUAACCAUGCCUUCCCUUGGUAUUGAGCUGAGGACAGAUGUGUUCGUGCAGGUAGAGGCCAACAACCUGACCUCCGAAUACUUUGUAUUGCUGGACAGAUGCUAUGCCUCCAUUUCAAAAUUAGCCACCACAGACAAUUACUUCAACCUCUUUGUACCUUGUACCAGAGAUCGUCUUACAAAAAUGUUGGUGAAUGGAGAGAUGCAGCACGCUCGGUUUUCAUUUCCCGCCUUCCGUUUCACAGAGCAGCAGAAUCAGACAGUGUCGACAUACUACCUGCACUGUAUUACACGACUGUGUGAAAGAACCACCUGCAUGACAUUCAGGAAUUGUCGCAAGAGGAGGAGGAGAGAUGAGGGAUACCUCACCACCGCUUCUCCUGAAAGCUUGGACGCCACCACCAUCACAUCACCAGCCAUCAUCAUACGUGCAGAAAACGUUAUUGCAUCAAAAGAGGAAGAUGUGUAUAUCAACCCAAACAAACCUUCUGAUGCUUCUGUGGGUCUUGGCGUCGCCGUGGGGAUCCUGGCAUUUGCUCUCAUCAUGAUUGUGGGAAUGGGAACUGUUUUCUACAAGAGAUACUGGCACUCUGGCCCCUCAAAAACACCACACAGGGCUUAAAAUGCCCAGUGAGCUUGACUAGCCCCGCUUCUGCUCUGAGAGAGGACAGCCGGGGUCCCAGCAUCAUCAGGGCCCAUCUCUUAUCCCCGGAAGGCCUGAGCAGGGCUCACUGUAGAACUGUUUUUAUCUAUGUCUCUUUUAUUUAGUGCUUCUUGGUGACUAAUCGUAGCUAAUCGUAAGAUUGUGAGGUAGGCCUAUAUAAAUGUGGCUUAGAAGCGCAGCAGUGCAAUACUGCUUUACAAAUGAAACUUGUAAAGGGUUUAAAUGUAGUUUCAUUUGUAGAGUUUGACGUGAACAGCAAGAAGUGGAAGAAUAAAAGAACAAAAAAGGCUUUAGUAAUCCGUAGAUGGGGAAAUAAGUGUUCUCUGUGAUUCUGUUUUUGCAAAUGAAAGUGCUUUUAAAGUAUUGACUGAGUCAUGAAUCUAAUUUGAUCACAGUGAGCACAUGUUGUGCUGCUGUCUGUAACAGAACACGAUAAAUAGAGUGUUAAACUUCUUUGAAAAAUUAAUGAUAUCUUUUUAAAUGUUAUGUGUUAUUUAUUAAAGAUUAAUCCUGUUUACUUUAACUUCAUAAAAUAUCAACACCAGAAUAUUCAGGCCAAAAUAUCACCACAAUAACACAGAGAUGUGCAACCUUCAAAUUAAUGAGACUUUAAAAAACAUUGCGAAGUAUUGAAGAUUUCCUUCCCAUAAAUAAAUAAAUGAAAUGGAAAUGAAAGUUAUUUUGAAUUGAGGGAGACUGCAGUAAUGCAUUGAUUUUAUGUCUUAAGUUAUGUUCUUGACUCUGCACUUUGUUUCAUUGUAAUUCAACAGCCAGGCUGAUCCGCUAAAAGUAGAUGUAUAUUUGUGAUUCAUCCAUUAAUGCAUGCUUCACCCUGAAUAAAGACUGCAGGUACGAGAACAAAUUACCAUAAUUCUUGAGAAGAGUUUUCCUUAAUCCUGGAAAAGCUACAAUAUCUGAAAACUGUGAUAA
Messenger RNA from Triplophysa rosa, 2314 nucleotides. RefSeq names its product zona pellucida-like domain-containing protein 1. The record is from RefSeq and is a predicted model, not a curated record. The transcript is spliced from 11 exons. Bases 77 to 1342 code for a protein of 421 amino acids. Gene Ontology annotation, cellular component: cell surface. Lineage: Eukaryota; Metazoa; Chordata; Actinopteri; Cypriniformes; Nemacheilidae.